AUGCAGCAGCAGCGGCAGCAGCAGCAGCAGAGGCAGCCACGCACUCCCUGGUCUUACAUAAGCAGCACUCCCUCUGCUGCUGGGCCCCAUGCCUUCAAACCAGCAGCGCAACAGCAGAGUUACUACGAGCAGCAGGAACAGCUGCUGCUGCAGCAGAUACAGCAGCAGCAGCAGAAUCACAGGCAGGCCCAGCAGCAGCAGCAGCAACAACAACAGCAGCAGCAGCCGCUGCACCUGCAUGACAGGGAGGCUCAGCUGCAGCACCGGCUGCAGCAGGAGAUCUUGCAGCAGCAGCGGGUGCAGCAGCAGCGGGUUCAGCAGCAGCGGCAGCUGCAGCAGCAGCAGCAGCAGCAGCACCGAGUGAACACCAGCAGCAAAACUGAACGCCACGUCUCCGUGCAGCAAGCAGCAGGAUGGUGCUGCGUGGGCUAUGAGCUGCAGCAGCAGCUGCAGCAGCAGCGGCAGCUGCAGCAGCAACAUUGGUCACGCUAUGAACAGUCUUCACUGCAGCAGCAGCACCAGCACGAGCAGCAGCACCAGCAGCAGCAGCAGCAGCAGCACCACCACCACCACCAUCAGCAGCAGCAGCAGCAGCAGCACUUCGAGCAGCACCACCACCAGCACUUGUCGUAUAAUGGCGCCCAACGGGUGACAGUCAACAGCAGCAGCAGCAGCAGCAGCAAGUCUGUGUGGGCUGACUCCCGGCAGCUGCAGCAGCAGCAGAGGGAAUUAAUAGUUGUGGAGGAUGAAGACGUCGAUGUGCAGUACAUACACUGCGUAGGUUCCAGCAGCAGCAGCAGCAGCAGAAACGGAAGCAGCAGCAGCAGCAGCAGGAGAAACAGAAGCAGCAGCAGCAGCAGUAGUAGUAGUAGUAGUAGCAGCAGCAGCAGUAGCAGCAGCAGCAGCCGAUAUAGUGGUGAAAGGAAGCAGCGCUUGGCAGCAAGGACACCAUGGGCAAGCAGCAGGGCGAGCAGCAACGGCAGCAGCAGCAGCCACAGCAGCAGCAGCCACAGCAGCAGCAGCCACAGCAGCAGCAGCCACAGCCACCAGAGCGCCUCGCCCGCUCCAUCUUCGAUCGAGAGCCCCCACUACUCUUCUUUUAGAGGCAGCAAGCACCAGCAGCAGCAGCAGCAUUCCUCGCCUCCUCUAGAAGCUGACAGAGGGGGGAGCCUUCGACGCAGCAAGAGCAGCAGCAGCAGCAGCAGCAGCAGCAGCAGCAGCAGCAGCAGCAGUAGGGGCGACAGCAGUAAGAAUGAUGUUCGAAGCAAGAGGAGGAGGAGGAGCAGUAGCAACAACAACAGCAGCAACAGCAGCAGCAGCAGCAGCAGCAGCAGCAACAGCAACAGCAGCAGCAGUAGCAACAGCAGCAACAGCAACAGCAGCAGCAGCAGCAGCAGUGCCCCCCUAUUUGAAUUGGAGGUGGAAGGAGAUCCGUCACUUGAGGCUCUGCUGCAGCCCACAGCAGAAGACAGUCAGCAGCAGCAGCAGCAGCAGCACAGCAGGCAACAGCAGGGUAGGAGGCCUGGCCGCCAUUGCCAGGACGGAGCAGCAGCUUCUGAUGCAGCAGCAGCAGCAGCAGGGGAAGCUGUUAUGAGCGGCUGCAGCACGCUGAACUUUGCUGCAGGUAGGGCUGCAGCAGUAGCAGGAGCUGCUGCAGCAGGAGGUGCUGCAUUUGCUGCUGGCUUUGAUUUGCUGCUGCGGCGGCUGUCACGGAAACUACAGGUAGACGGGGUGCUGCAGCAGCAGCAGCAGCAGCAGCAGGUUCAACCAUUAGCAGCAACAGCGGCAGCAGCGGACAGUAGCGACGAAGACCAGUGUGCGGAACACAACAGCAGCAGCAGCAGCAGCAGCAAAGGAGCUGAGUCAUUUGUGUUCUGCAUAGACCGGAGGGUGCUGCAUGCAGCCCUGAAGCAGCAGCAGCUGCAGCAGCUGCAGCAGCAGCGCAGCAGCUGCUUCUUUCCACAGCUCGCUCCAAGGAGGCACGUGGGAAUAGACAGAUAUUUUGCUGCUGAUCUGAGGGAAGAGGCAGACGGACGCAUGCGAGCUGCUGCAGCUGCUGCUGCUGCUGGCAGCCCACAAAUGCUGCCACACGAACGCGUGCAGCAGCAGCAAGACCAGCAGCAGCAGGAGGAGGAGCAGCAGGAAGAGCAGCAGGAGCAACAGCAGCAGCAACAGGAGGAGCAGCAGGAGCAACAGCAGCAGCAAGAGCAGCAGCAGCAGCAGCAGCAGCAGCAGCAGGUGGAGACGGCGACAGAUGAAAGACCCAAAGGAAUUUAUUCGCUGGAGCUCGCGGACUUCGUUCGCUUCUUGCCCCUCUGGCCGCACAGCCAGCAGCAGCAGCAGCAGCAAGAACAGCAGCAGCAGCAGCAAGAACAGCAGCAGCAGCAGCAAGAGGAGCAGCAGCAGCAAGAGGAGGAGCAACAGCAAGAGGAGGAGCAACAGCAAGAGCAGGAGCAGCAGCAAGAGCAGCGGGAGCAGCAAGAGCAGCCGCAGCAGCAGGAGCAGCUCCAGCAGGAAGAGCAGGGACAGCAAGAGCAGCAGCAACACCAACAAGAGCAGCAGCAGCAGCAGCAGCAGCAGGAGGCAAAGUUGGAGUCAACCCAAGAGCAGUUGCUGCAGUCGCAUCUAUUUCUUGCUGCUUUGCAUCUGUCUCCUCUUUCUAUUUGUUCAUUUUGUGCUGCUGUCAACUGCCCCCGAACAAAAAGCAAUAAAAACCCCUGCCCCAGGGCCUUCUGUCCCCGCUGCGGUGCUGCGGGGUCUCCUUUCUCGCAUCGCUGCGACUUCCGCUCGGGCGGCCGCCUCACUCUGCUGCGCCGCCUUUGGGAUGCUCGUUAUGCCCCUACGCUUCGAGACAACCGUGUGGAGUGUCUGUGCUGCGGCGGCCGCUACCAUUGGCUGUGCGGCCCUCCGCUGCACCGCAUUGGGCUGCACUCUCUACCUGUGCGCCGCGACCCUCGUUGUGGGGAGAUGACUGCAGAGGGUCUUCCGGCUGUAUGGACAGCUCAGCGGCUGAAGUCGUUUGAUAAAGGAGUGCAAAUGAAGAAGAGACAGAAAGUAAACAGAGAUGAGAGAGACAGAGACAGUCUGCUGCUGCUGCACAGCCAGCACCCCAUGCAACACCACCACCACCACCACCUCCAGCAGCAGCAGCAGCAGCAGCACUAUCACCACUACCAGCAGCAGCACCACCAGCAGCAGCGGAGACACGAAUGGCAGCAGCAGCAGCAGCAGCAGCAGCCUUAUCCCUAUGGAGACCACUAUCUGCAGCAGCACAUGCAGCAGCAACGCAUGCACUGCCCUCCCCCGCCUCCGCUGCACCAGCAGCACCAGCAGCAUCAUCAGCAGCAGGAUUACCGCAUGCAGAUACCUCAUACGCAUAUGCCGUGGCCGCCUCCACCCCCAGCAGCAGCAGCAGCAGCAGCAGAUGACGACAACCAUCGGGGGCUGCUGCCUCUUUCUGCUGCUCCCGCUUCCUCCUUUCAUUGGUUUAACCAUUAA
Messenger RNA from Eimeria acervulina, 3498 nucleotides. RefSeq lists its product as hypothetical. The record is from RefSeq and is a predicted model, not a curated record. The transcript is spliced from 4 exons. Bases 1 to 3498 code for a protein of 1165 amino acids. NCBI's taxonomy places the organism in Eukaryota, Apicomplexa, Conoidasida, Eucoccidiorida, Eimeriidae.